Clupea harengus (Atlantic herring) is the source of this 1665-nucleotide messenger RNA. It is a transcript of the gene gcshb, whose product is annotated as glycine cleavage system protein H (aminomethyl carrier), b. NCBI's taxonomy places the organism in Eukaryota, Metazoa, Chordata, Actinopteri, Clupeiformes, Clupeidae. Gene Ontology annotation, cellular component: cytoplasm; glycine cleavage complex; mitochondrion. Gene Ontology annotation, biological process: protein lipoylation; glycine decarboxylation via glycine cleavage system. The record is from RefSeq and is a predicted model, not a curated record.
UUGGAAACCGUAUGCUAUCAGGAACUCUGUACUCAAGAUGGUACAGAAUUGGAUUAUCUAAAAGCGUUGUCAGCAAAGAUAGGCUAUUUGUGGGGGCCUCGAACUUGGACCCUUGUGCCCACUGUUCCUUUCAUGUGUCGGGAGCGCGCAUGUGAGUAGAACUGCGCGCCUCUCUUCUCACGGUCGACUGCAUCAGAAUUAUUUAUUACACGGUAGACCCUUGGUGAAGAUGGCGAUGUAUGCGGCUCUCCGGUGCGUUUCUUCAAACUUUUGCACUUCACUACCACUGUUAACCAGACCCUCUCAGAUUUCAUCGUGUCAAUAUUUCUUGAGGGCCAGCUUUCAUCGCACGCUGAGCACAACUUCAAGUCUCUCAUCAGCCCUCAAAUACACAGACAAGCAUGAGUGGGUUCGAGUGGAGGGGGGGAUCGGAACAGUCGGCAUCAGCAGCUAUGCUCAGGAGGCAUUAGGUGAUGUUGUUUAUUGUGGACUCCCAGAGGUUGGGCAAAAGCUUGAACAAAUGGAGGAGUUCGGGGCGCUGGAAAGUGUAAAGGCUGCUAGUGAGCUGUACUCUCCACUGACUGGGGAGGUGACUGAGAUCAACACGGAACUGGCACAAACCCCUGGUCUAGUGAAUUCAGCCUGCUUCGAGGGAGGCUGGUUGAUUAAGAUGACCAUUGACAAUCCUGGGGAAGUUGACGAUCUGAUGGAUGAGGAUGCAUAUGGCAAAUUUGUAAAGUCACUUGAUGCCUAAUACUGUGAAGAUGCUGCCUUUCUUACUUGACAUUAAUCAUGAUCAGAAAUUUGCAGAGGAUCUUAUUCUCAUGGGGAAAAUACUAAUGUUUUACUAUUUCCAUUUUAUUUAUUUAGGGGACCAAGCAGAAAAGCUGUUGGAACCUUAUUGUUUUUGUUCUGAUUUAUUCUUCCUAUUAUUUUUCUCCACUAUAAAACGCAAUGGGCAGAAAAUCUUGACCAUAGAUUUCAGAUUCACGCCUGCUAAAUUUUCCUGCCAUUUUGAAAAGUGAAAGUAAAACGAACUAUUCAGAGGCCAUUCAUGCGAUUGUCAGGAAAUUUGGAAAUCAUCUACAGACAAUGCUGACAAAAAGUUAUCAAAGGCAUUUUGAUCCAUACGCCUGUUUCAAAGUUCUGCGUCAAUCAAAUACUGUAUGGCCAAGGUCUUUUAUUGUAAUGGUUCAAACUUAAUGAAACUUCAUACACAUAAUCACUACAAUAUGCUUUGGAUACACGCUUGAUUUUGUGACAUUUCAUCCUUUAGGGGAUGGUACAACUGACGUAUAGCAAUAUCCUUAGAACCGGUCAAGCUAAAAAUCUGAACUUUGGUAUACUUAUACUUGAAAUUUUUUCACACCUUUUGAAGCUGUCAAAUCCUUCAACCUUUUGCCACCUGGGGUGCUUUGCAGAUGCUGCUUGGACCCGCUUGUGGCUAUAUUUUUUAUUGUGAUUGUUAUAAAAGUAAUCAAACAGUAGUUUCCCUCAAAUGUUAACCAAAAACUUACACAUAACACUGUAAAAUAAUGUUUCCAAAGGACUUCAGCCACAGUCCUUUCUCAUGAAAUAGUUAGAACCAGGUUCAUGCGGCUGAUCUUUGUAAGCAUGUUUUUCAUUGUAAACAAAGUGACACAAUAAAGCACAACUCUGUGUUCA